CAAACUCAUUCGUCGACCGACCAUUGGCGGGAAAAGUCGUAUUUACGAACAAAAUUAGUGCAAUUCUGUUUUCAAAAUGAAGGUCGUCGCUCUUGCUUUUCUGUUGGCUGUUGUAGUCAUUGUGGAUUGUUCCCAUACGUUUAUGGGGACGAAUGUCCUGAGGCCUUUGGUCUACCAUCACAACGCUGAGUACGGCUCCAAAGUCUUCAGAAAGAGGGUUGAGAAUCUUUACUAUUCUCUCCCACCAGUUCCCGCUAACGCUGGACGUUCAAUUCAGGGUAUCCUUGCCUACGACAUGACUCACACUGGUGCGACAGCCAACGUGACGCAGGGCGGGCUUGGCUUCAACUUCGUCAACCUUCGUAUGAAGAGCGACCGUGGAGAGAAGAUCCAUUUCGACGUCUACAUCUAUGCUUAAAUCUUAAAAAAAAAACAAUAACCCUGAUGCUACAAACCUCCCAUCUACUGGAACUACCAUCCAUAAGAAGAACACUGGAUUGGUCCCUUAAAAAAAAUUAUAGCAAAAUAAAAUCUUUG
This is a messenger RNA of Spodoptera exigua (beet armyworm), 537 nucleotides long. The record is from the annotation of a GenBank genome assembly. Lineage: Eukaryota; Metazoa; Arthropoda; Insecta; Lepidoptera; Noctuidae.